This is a messenger RNA of Tarenaya hassleriana, 1197 nucleotides long. Its product is annotated as probable galacturonosyltransferase-like 2. The transcript has a single exon. NCBI's taxonomy places the organism in Eukaryota, Viridiplantae, Streptophyta, Magnoliopsida, Brassicales, Cleomaceae. Gene Ontology annotation, molecular function: glycosyltransferase activity. Gene Ontology annotation, cellular component: Golgi apparatus. The coding region runs from base 37 to 1068 and encodes 343 amino acids. The record is from RefSeq and is a predicted model, not a curated record.
GUAGAGCAUUUGCUCUCACAUCUUCUCCAAGGGAAAAUGCGCGGCGAAUUGUACAUACUCGUCAUCUUCCUCCUCGCGUCCUCCGGCGAAGUUCACGGCGGAGAGAGGUUCAAGGAGGCCCCGGAGUUUUUCAACUCGCCGGAGUGCAACGCCAUCGACAGCGACUUCGUUUGCUCCGACAGGGCAGUCCACGUGGCAAUGACCCUCGACGCAGCCUACCUCAGGGGAUCAAUGGCCGUCAUCCUGUCCGCACUCCAACACUCUUCUUGUCCUCAGAACGUCGUUUUCCACUUCAUCAUCUCCAAACAGAGCCACCGACGCCGAAACGACGUCGUGCGGGCUAUCACACAAUCAUUUCCCUACUUGAAAUUCCGGAUUUACCCCUUCGACGUGGCUGCCGUCUCCGGCCUGAUCUCCUCCUCCAUCCGUUCCGCCUUGGACUCACCGCUCAACUACGCCCGCAACUACCUGGCCGAGCUCCUCCCCGCGUGCGUCUCACGCGCCGUCUACCUAGACUCUGAUCUCGUCCUCGUCGACGACAUCUCCAAGCUCUUCUCCACGCCCAUCCCUGACGACGUCGUUUUGGCGGCACCCGAAUACUGCAACGCCAACUUCACCUUCUACUUCACUCCCACUUUCUGGUCGAACCCUUCUCUCUCUCUCACCUUCGCCGCCAACCGGAGGCGACCACCGUGCUACUUCAACACGGGAGUGAUGGUUAUCGAGCUCAGGAAAUGGAAAGAAGGGGAUUACACGAGGAAGAUAAUAGAGUGGAUGGAGUUACAGAAGAGGAUUCGGAUCUACGAGCUGGGUUCUCUCCCGCCGUUUUUAUUGGUUUUCGCCGGAAACAUAGCUCCGGUUGAUCACCGGUGGAAUCAGCACGGUCUAGGCGGAGACAAUUACAGGGGACUAUGUCGGGAUUUGCAUCCUGGUCCGGUGAGUUUGCUGCAUUGGAGUGGCAAAGGUAAGCCCUGGGUCAGGCUUGACGCGGGUCGACCGUGUCCGUUGGACGAGCUUUGGGUUCCCUACGACUUGUUAGAACCCCGGUUCGAUCUAGUCGACAUCUAACUAGGUCUUAGGUUUCACCUUUUUUGUUUUUUUCCCCUCUUGAUACGCAUACUAUAUAGAGAAUAAAUAUAUUUGAAUAAAAUCCAGACGGGGGAUGAUCGAAGACAUAUCAUUUAGCUUGGUUUGUAA